AGCCGCCAUUAAAACCUUGACAUGAAGAUGUUUCUUUGUACCAGAGUCUAAAGGGAUAGUAGUUAGUAGCAUGCAGAGGGGAGUAUUUUUUAAAGAAAACUAACAUUAAUCUUCGUCUGGCUUCAAGUAUGUACUGCUAUGGUAUUUAAGUUGAGCUUACAUUUUUACCUGCACAAAGGACGAAUUUAGUUAGAAACAUUGAUCUUUGGAAAAGGAACUUAUAUAUACACAAUGUAUAAGAUUUUCUGUGCAGCCUGACAUUGGAUGUGUAUAAAAACUAGAAUAGCUGAAACUAAAUAUUUUGUAUGUCAAUAGUGAUAUCAGACUUAGAAAGAUGGCAUUACGAUUAAAAUAUUUGUAUAGCAUCAACGACAAUAUCCGGGCGUAUAAGUUAGACAAAUCUGACAUCCGGGUAGGAAAUUGUGAUAGGUUUGAUGAAAAUAAGGUAGCAAGUUCAAGUAGUAUUGAAAGUAAACAUAAAAGUGAUUAUGACGACAGUUUCAUAAUAAGAUUAACUAAAAGUCUGAUAAAGAAUGACAGAACCAAUUCUAGUGAUAACAGUGAAUUUGUGAAUAUACCUGUUGGUCUAGCUGGAGGUAAUAUUCUAAAUAACCAAAAUAACAACACAAAGGAUUUAUCUAUUAGAAGUGAAGGGAAAGAUGAAAACUCUAUCAAUGAUAAUUGCAGUGCAACAGUAGCAGGUGAUGCAGUGCAGUCGGAAGCUGAUCAGUACGAUUGUGACAUUAUAAACGCCUCAGAUAAAAAGUUGUCUGAAUAUAGAAACCCAAACGAUUAUGCAAAUAUUAAUUUAAUUCAGUUGAUGAGUCAUUGUUAUGCAAAAACAUUCCAAAAGAAACAUCCGUCAGACAAAUACCUGACCAAAAUAUAAGUGAUUCAGUUUAUGAAACACAACUGUUAAUGGAAGUAGAACAAGGACACAAAGCGAUUCCCGAAAAAUCGACGCCGAAUACAAGAAGAAGAAAAUAUAUCUCUUGUUACAGUUGUAUGUCUCAGCAGUGUAUAUGUUCAGAAAUAAAUAACAUUGACAAUGUUGAAGAAGUAAAAAGCAAAAGAGCGGUAAGAAAACGAGCAAACAAACGUAAGAAAUUGCAAAGGACAGGGUCAGCAACAGAAACUUACCAAGCAAAACAGGACUCACAUAGAACAAAGACUAAAUCAGAUGUAAAACUAGCAGACACAGAAGACGAUGUCCUAUGGCAAGUAGGGAUUUCAGAGUAUGAUUGUCUUGUUUGUGGCUCCAUUUUUAAGGAGAAAGUUCAAUGGAUCAGUCACAUAGAGAGAAAACACUACCGUACCUAUGAAUGGCAGUGCGAGAAGUGCUUUUUACCAUUUUCAAAUCAGUAUGAAACCUCUUCUCAUACAUGUACAAGCGCUAGUGUUAGGUGUCACUUUUGUAUCUUCUGUAGUGACGAGAAAUCUUUUAGAUAUAAAACGAACCUGUAUUGUCAUUUGAAGGAUGAACACAACAACAGGUUUCCUUUGAAGUGCGAAAUAUGUGAGAAGCCUUUAGCUUCCAAGUUAGAACAAAAGCAACAUAUUGCAACCCAUAGUUAUUCAACAGUUACGGAAGAUAAAACGUGUUUUAAGAAAUUUGCUACCGAAAGACAAAUGCCGAAUCAAUAUCAAGACAAGGGAGAUGACUAUCCUACUGGAAAGAAAUCUCAUUGUUCAAAUCAAAUUAAAGUUGCGAGAAAGAAAAAAUCCUAUCGGCAUUUAUGCGAGUAUUGCGGUCGGGUUGUGAGACGGCCGUCAGUGCACAGAAGUGUUUGCUUGGAUAUCCGUAGAUAUAAAUGCGGUACAUGCGAAAUGACAUUUAAUUUGAAGAACAGUUUAAAAGUUCAUAUUAUGCGAUACCAUACCUACGAGAAGCCUUGCGCAUGUAAUCAGUGUGACAAAAGAUACAUGACAUAUUGGGCUUUACAGUACCAUGUGCUAAGCACACACACUUUGGAAAAGAAACAUAAAUGCAGCUUCUGUACGAGACAAUUUGUCAUGAAGCAGCAACUGAAGAGACAUGAACUGGUUCAUUUAAAAAUUAAACCAGUUCAGUGUGAUUAUUGUGGAAGAAGUUUUUCAACAAAAUAUAACCUGAAAGUACACAUGCGACGGCAUACGGGAGAGAAGCCGUAUAAAUGUUCUAAAUGUGGCAAAGGCUUCGCUCACAAUGUUGUUCGUAAAUCUCAUGAAGUGAAAUGUGAUCAGAAUGCUUAGAUUUUGUUUAUCAACGAUAACCUCGUAUUAAAUAUAUAUAUAUACAAAAUGUAUGUAUAUAAUUAUAUAAUAUGUAUAUCUUUCAAUAAAAGACAAUCUGUAAUCUUCGUGAUAACCAGUCUUCGAGCAUUUGACUUCUUCACUACUCAUCUUCCAGGUCUUGGUCUUCGGUUUGAAAACAAGCCAAAUCGAUUAUUAAGAGUUUUGAUAGUUUUAUAUUUCGCUAUUGUUUUGUUGUAAACCAGUAACGGUACUCAUAAUUCUUGUUUUGGAGUGAUAAUCUAGAUAAUUACUGAAUGGAAAAAGAUUUUUUAUCCUAU
Mercenaria mercenaria is the source of this 2552-nucleotide messenger RNA. RefSeq names its product zinc finger protein 540-like. Lineage: Eukaryota; Metazoa; Mollusca; Bivalvia; Venerida; Veneridae. The coding region runs from base 919 to 2232 and encodes 437 amino acids. The record is from RefSeq and is a predicted model, not a curated record. The transcript has 2 exons.